CUAUGUGUUGGUGUGAAUGAAUGAGAGAGGGGGCUGUGAAUAAGUGUGACUGUGCUGGGCUCAGCGUGAUUUACGGCUCUGCUGAAAACGGUUUUCCCUGCAGCUUCAGCACCACCAGCAGCAGCAACAAGUCAGGAUUGAGAGAGUAAUGCAACAGCGCACUUUUGAAGAAAACAGACACCCCUGGCAGGAGUCAUUUGAAAAUGUCAGUAUCUGCAUGCCAUUUCGUUGCCCACGAUGUGGUGACCACACUAGAUUCAGAAGCCUUUCUUCUCUGAGGGCACAUCUGGAGUAUAAUCAUAGGUAUGAAGAAAGAAGCCUUCUGACAAAAUGCAACCUAUUUUCUUCCCUCAAAGAUACAGACUUGCUCUCUUCCUCAGAGACGAUGACUCAAGGAAAACUGGGGAACACCAGCAAUGCAAUAAAACAAAAACCACCCUACAUAAAUUUGUGUGACACAUCACAGGAGAACCCAAAGAACAGAAAAUCACUGGAGAUGGAAGCUGAAAGGCCUAUCUCUUUUGUGGCAAAUUACAGGUCAGCAGACUUCACAGAUGAGCAGAUUUCUAAACCGCGGGUUCCAACAACAGACUCCAAAGCCUCUUUUGAGGCACAUGUACGAGAAAAGUUUAAUAGGAUGGUAGAAGCUGUAGAUAAAACAAUAGAGAAGAGAAUUGACAAGCUUACCAAAGAGCUGGCCCAAAAAACCGCUGAGCUGUUAGAAGUCCGGGCCGCUUUUGCGCAGCUGUCCCAGAAGAAACAGGAAGUUCAGAGGCGAGAGAGGGACCUGAACAGACAGGUGGACGUUGCUGUUGAGAUGAUUGCUCUACUGAAGCAACGUCUUACAGAGUCUGAGGAAGAACUUCACAGGAAAGAAGAAGAGGUUGUUACUUUUAACCACUUCCUGGAAGAGGCAGCUGAGAAAGAGGUCCGUGGGAAAGCCAGGCUCCAACACUUCAUUGAGAAUCUAUUGCAGCGGGUUGAUCUGGCAGAAAGACAACUAGAAUAUUAUCAAAAUCAGCAGAUAAUGUGCAAUUACAAUGAUGUCAAUGAACAUAUGUUUACAGACCUCUCAUCAAAUAAGAUACCCAGAUGCCUAAGCCGAGGAAAUCAGCAUGGUUCAUAUAAUAUACCUGAUGCAAAACCUCAUUCCCUUCAAAAAGGUAGAAUGUUCCUAAAGAAAAACAAGGAUGACAAGAACAGCAUCCAACCAGUUACAUUCUUCUAUGAGCCUGUCGACUACUCAAGAGAGCUAUGGAGGCCACAGAAAAGAGGUGAACCAGUGAGUGCUGCCCGAAAGGUGAAUUCAAAAUCCACGCAGGGUAAAAAAGGCAAAUAGCUAUAGUAACAGAUUAUAUUAUAUAACAACACACAGGAGCUACUGGCACAAGGCUUCAACAAAACAGAUAUUGAAUCAUGUCUAUUAGCUAAGCAUUGUACAUUUCCUAUUCAUUUGUUAUGCCAUAAAAUAUUAAAUAUAAAUAUAUAAUAUAUACAGUAUGAAAGAAUAUAUUAUUUAGAAAUUUUGUUUCUCUUUUGGGGUCUAUACGCGAAGUAACAUUUAUUUAUGUCAGCUUACAUUUGAUUUUUCUAUUUAUUUAAUGCUAGAGACUAUUGAAAACGAUCCCAGUAUCUUGCUGUAUACUAUUGUGGCCAUAUACCAGAGAUUUUAGUGGCAGCAUGUGGUUUACUAAUCUAAUUUCCAUCUAUGUCGUUGCAUCAGUUCAGAAGAAUCCAUUUAAUUGGCAUCCUGAUACUCAGUCUUUGCGCUUAAUUGGUGUGAUUCCCAGGAAACAUGUUCAAUGACUAAACACUACAUAUACCAGGUUUCAGAGUAGCAGCCGUGUUAGUCUGUAUUCGCAAAAAGAAAAGGAGUACUUGUGGCACCGUAGAGACCAAUAAAUUUAUUUGAGCAUAAGCUUUUGUGAGCUACAGUUUACUGCUCAAAUAAAUUUGUUAGUCUCUAAGGUGCCACAAGUUCUCCUUUUCUUUUUACAUAUACCAGCACUCUUAGUUGUGAGAAGUGCAUUUUAGUGUAAUCCUACAGUGCUGUCUUCAAAGCUGUUCAUAGCAGCAGAUUGGUAUUUGCAAUCCUGAAUUUUCUCUGUGCAGCCUUGCAUGUUCAUUUCAUGCUCCUUUCCAUGCUUUAUUAUAGCUGCUAAACAAAUUGAUUUUACCUAGGGCCAAAUUCCAAGCUGGUGUAAAUUGACACAGCUCAAUUAACUUCAAUGUUUGCUUUGAAAAUGCUAUAUGCUUUGUAUUUUCAGUAUUGUUACAACUCCUGCCGUUGUUGAUCGGCAGGAACUGAACUGGGGAGCUCAGGCCUACAAUCAGAAGCUACUUCGUCCAUGUCUACACUGCAGUUAGAUACCUGCAGCUGGUCCAUGGCAGCUGACUUGGGCUCACGCCAGGGCUCAGGCUGAGGGGCUGUUUAAUUGCAGUGUAAAUGUUUGGACUCAGGCUAGAGCCUGAGCUCUGGCACUCUCCCACUUCGUAGGGUCUUAGAGCUCAGACUUCAGCUCAAGCCUAAACAUCUACACCUCAAUUAAACAGGUCCAUAGCCCGAGCCAGAGUCAGCUGGCACAGGCUAGCCUCGGGUGUCUAACUGCAGAGUAGACAUACCCUUUGAUUAACUCCAUUACCAACUAGCAGUAGUAGUUUCUUUCCCUCCAUGGAUCAGCAGCUAGAGGGAAAGUUAAGGUACACUAUGUGCCAGUGUGUUCCACUGUAUUAUGUGUUUUUAGGCAAUUAAUGAAUAUUUACCAGCACAGUGUGUUACAUGAUCCUCUCUUAAUUGGGAUGAUAAUUUAGGUCCCAAUCCUGCAAAUUUUUAUCCGUAUGAAUAUUCCUUUCACACACUAAUACUUCCGUUGAUUUCAAAUAAACACAUAUGAGUAAGGAUGUUAGAAAGAAUUGCAGGAUUGGAACUUUAACUGGAAUGUCUCUAUUUCCACUGGUUUGUGCCAAUUAAAAGGAUUCUACUUGAUCAUUGUGUUCUUCAGAAUUAAUUGUGUGUGUAUAUAUUUUUGGUAGCAUUAAUCCUUAUGACAAGUUUAUAAAUAUUAGCAUCCUGUUGAGAUUGCUGGCAAGAAUUGUUUUCUCGAGAAGAGAAUAAAUAGCUGAGUCAAGUCUCUGUUUAAUUUAUUUUUUAAAUGCUCUUAACAGAUGCAAAUUGUCUUUGUGGAAGCUGUUUUUUAAAGUACAUAUAUAAAGAUGUGCAGAAAAUGUUACUUGUUUUUUAUAAUUAUGACUGUAAGCCUAACAGUGAGAAGAAGCAGAAGAAAACAUAUCACCAUGACUAUUGCUGCAAUAAACUCUAGAUUUGCAAUAUAUUUGAUAUAGAAGAUAACUAAUAUGCUAAAAUGCAGGAAACAACAAAUGUCACAUUUUUCAUUGUAUAUAAUUCCCAGAAUGUAUCAUAGUGAAGAAUGAAAUGAUUGAGUUCUCACUUUUAUUUAAGAUAAUGUGUAUGGAACUAUCACGUGCGUGUUUAAACUUUCACAACACUGUUUCAACUGAAAGUCACAGUGUAAAAAAAUUCAGGUAUUUAAAUUGUUGACAUUUUAAUAUUUGUUUAGAUAUCUCAUUGUCACAUUUAUAGUUAUGUCAUGUUAUAUGUCAUGUACUGGUAAAAAAAAUUUUGUUAAUUGUAUUGCAUGCUGUUUUUUGUCCGGUAGUAUCUGAGGAGAACCAUCUUUUGCAAUCCAUGCAGCCUAACAUUCUUUAAACUUUUCUACUGCUUCCCAUGUUAUCAGCUUUCUUUGAAAAAAAAUUGCAUAUCUCUUUAUGAAGAUAAUAAAGGGGGAUGUUUAGAAAGAACUUAAGUAAAACCGAUUAGCCCAUUUCUUUAUUUAGUCAAGAAUAAAAGUCAUUUUUUAAUUUUUCAAUACCUUGUCUACUUUUUUUGGAUGAUAAGUCACCAAAGUUAAGCACAACUAUUCAUAUUUCAUGCAUGAGAGGCUUGUUUUAUUAUUUAUCAUCACUUGAAAUCUUUACUAUAAGUUGUCCAUUUAAAAAAAAAAGUUGCAUGUUCUUUAACUUUCUAAAUCCUAAAUUGUUAAAGACACCAUUUGCUGAAUCAAUGCCAAACUAGUCAGUUGCAAAGAAAUUGAAAUAUUCUGUAAUCCCCAGAAAAAAAAUUUAGAAUGUAAAAAUUCGAAUAAUAAAGAUAUAUUUCUCAGU
Molecule: messenger RNA, 4182 nt
Organism: Dermochelys coriacea (leatherback sea turtle)
Lineage: Eukaryota; Metazoa; Chordata; Testudines; Dermochelyidae
Gene: ZNF365
Product: zinc finger protein 365
Exons: 5
Coding region: 149-1339 (396 amino acids)
Biological process (GO): telomere maintenance; regulation of DNA strand resection involved in replication fork processing; regulation of double-strand break repair via homologous recombination
Cellular component (GO): centriolar satellite
Source: RefSeq, a predicted model, not a curated record